This is a messenger RNA of Pyrenophora tritici-repentis Pt-1C-BFP, 414 nucleotides long. NCBI's taxonomy places the organism in Eukaryota, Fungi, Ascomycota, Dothideomycetes, Pleosporales, Pleosporaceae. The record is from RefSeq and is a predicted model, not a curated record.
AUGGCUGAGGCUGUGACAGAGACCAACGACCCUUCAUUUCCCUAUACUGCUAUUGGCAAGCUAGGCCAGUGUCAGACCACACUUUGGGCAGCGGUAAUCUUGCGCUUCGCUUCCUCCCGGACGUUGACCCUGCUGGCUGGUCAGGUUAGCGCACGGCUCACCAUCCCCAGCCCACGCCCAUCAAAAGACCCAGGGACAUGCCAUGGCCGUGGUCCAGAGCAGAGUUGCACAAUGAAUUACCACAUGCGUGCUCCAUGGGAUUUCGGGAUUUCGCACAGACAAAAGUUUGGCACGCCCAAUUGGCGGCACCGGAGCUUAUUUGAUACGACGACACCUAUGUUUAUUACGACAGAUGUUGGUUUGAGCGUUUCCCGCACAUCCCUGCAAAGCCUACUUCCCGCCGUCGCCCGCUAA